AUGCCGGCCGCCAGCUCUGCCAGCUCCACCGCAAACGGUCGCUCCAGCCGAUCUGGACCUUCCAAAAGGAUUGUUGUCCUCAAGCUGUCUACCGAUCUGCUGAGCCAGUUCGUGACACCACCGCCCGAGGGAAAGGACAAGAAGAGCAAACGGGGUAGCGUCAGCAACACCGACUCGCCCGUCAAGAUUCAGGAGCCUUCGUCCCCGGCUUCCUCGUCCGCCGAACUACCUCUCCCUCCUUCGUCCGUGGACAAUGCCUCCGAUGCUGCAUCCACCCCCGCCGCAGGCACCUCGGCUGCAGACACACCUCGCCGCAAAGGCGUUCCGGGCCCUAAGCCGGGCACCAAACGGGGCCUCAACCAGACGGGCGAGACCACCCCGAAGCCGAGAGGCAAGCCGGGUCCCAAGAAGAAGCCCCGACUUGAUGACGGCACUGUCGACACUGCCAAGUUGGUGGCCGCUCACAAGCUCGGUCCCAAGGCCAACUUGGGUGCCAUCAAUGCUGGUCUACGCGCUCUAGAUCGCACCGGGGCCCCUUGCCGUCGCUGGGAGCGUAAGCCUCUUCAGCUCAAGAGCUUUACCGGUAUCCAAUGGAUUCUGCCUUCUUGGCGUACUCCCCGUCCGUUGAAGUCCGAGGAGAACGACGAGGCUCAGGGCAUGGCUCUUGAGACUGGUGACAGCGACAGCAAGGCCAACCAGAGUGCCAGUGGCGUCCCCAGCGAGAAGAGCACUGGUGACGGUGAACUUACUCCUGCUCCGCCUAACCUGACGGAAGCGUCUUCUCCUGUCAUCGCCAUGACUGCUUGA
This is a messenger RNA of Aspergillus tubingensis, 807 nucleotides long. RefSeq lists its product as uncharacterized. The record is from RefSeq and is a predicted model, not a curated record. Gene Ontology annotation, cellular component: Ino80 complex. Gene Ontology annotation, biological process: chromatin remodeling. Lineage: Eukaryota; Fungi; Ascomycota; Eurotiomycetes; Eurotiales; Aspergillaceae. The transcript has 2 exons. Bases 1 to 807 code for a protein of 268 amino acids.